AUGGCCCCUCUUUGGUCUUGGUUGGGUGCUUUUUUGGCUGCUGUCCCUGUGGCUUUGGCGGCGCAUGGAGAUCCAAUUGCUCAGAAGUACAUUGUUGAGUUUGUUGAUUCUAAGACUUCGUCUGCAAGCUUUCUCUCUACACUGAAUAAGAAGGGUAUUCCGGCUAGCCUUAACCACGACCUGUCAUUCGCUCUUUUCAAUGGUGGUUCCUUCACACUGCUCAAUGAUAGCAAGAACGAAGCUGCGGUCGUCAAGCAGAUUGCCUCAUGGCCCACUGUGAAGAAGGUCUCCCCCGUUCGAGAGCUGCAACAACCCAAGCAAAAGGUUUCUAGCGUGGCCCACGGCGCACCUACUCGCCACAACGUUCCUUCUCAUGGCCUCCGACGCCGUGAUACAGCGGAUCAUGAUGGAAAUGACUAUCCCCACGUCAUGACUGGAGUUGACAAGCUGCGCGCGGAGGGUUACCUGGGAACUGGAAUUCGCGUUGCUGUCGUGGACUCCGGGGUUGACUAUACACACCCUGCUCUUGGAGGCUGCUUUGGAAAGGGUUGCUUGGUUGAAUUCGGCUUCAACUUCUUGGACAACACUACUGACCCUUAUGAAGCUCAUGCUGGCCACGGAACUCAUGUCUCUGGACUGAUCGCCGCCCAGCCAAACCCAUAUAACUUCACUGGUGUCGCUCCGAAUGUGACUCUGGGUCAUUAUAAGAUCAUUGGCAAGCAAACUGUCAGUUAUGGCACUGAUAUUAUCACUGCGGCUUUCAAGAGGGCCUAUGAGGACAAAGCAGAUAUCAUCUCCGCUUCUUUCGGCUCGUACAAGGGCUGGAGUGAUGAGCCGUGGGGAGAAUUGGUUCAGAAGCUGGCAGCCCAUGGUCUUCCCACGUUCAUUGCUAGUGGAAAUGACGGAAGCUUCGGUUUGUUCCUAGGUUCUAACGGUGUUGACAACGCUGCCGCCAUUGGUGUUGGAGCCUUCAACAACAAGUAUAGCCCUUUGCUACUUACAGGCGCUAGCUACUCUACCCAAAACUCCACCAAGGAAUUUGGCUGGCAGAUUGCAGGUGACUCGGACUUCAAGAAUGGUUCUUAUGCCUUGUAUCCAAGCAGUAUUAACGCCUCCAUUGUUGGCGAUUCCUGUGAACCGUGGACAGGAAGUCACCCGGAUCUGUCUAACAAGAUUGUCUUGAUACGCUAUGGUGGCUGCCGCGGUAGUGAACAGCAAGCUAAUGCGGUCAAUGCCGGUGCUAAGAACAUCCUAUUCUACAAUAAUGAGCCUGGCACUUAUGAGUUUUCUACGAUAAACCCCAAUCUCACAGCGUUGGCAAUGGUUUCUGCCCAAACUGGCGAGAACUGGGUUAAGCUUGCUGCAUCUGGUGCUAACAUCACACUGCACAUGACCAGUGAAAAACAUGCCAAGACCAUAUUCAUCAACGAGACUAACCCUCAGUCUGGAGGUCAGAUCGGCGAAUACACCCAGUGGGGUCCUAGUAACCAGAUCCUCCCCGCAACAGCCGUUGGGGGAGUCGGUGGAUUCAUGCUGUCAACCUGGCCCGUUCCAGAGGGCAGUUACGCUAUUGAGACUGGUACCUCGAUGGCAACUCCAUACGUCGCUGGUUGUGUUGCUCUUCUGAUGGAGGCUCGCGGUAAGGGCAACGUGACCCCUGCCGAGAUCAAGGCUCUGCUAUCUACCACUGCCAACCCCAACGUCUUCCACGACGGCGUGACUGCAUCACCAUUCCUCGGAUCAGUAGCUCAACAAGGUGGCGGUCUCAUUGAUGCCUACAAGUUCCUCCACACCACCACCGAGUUCAACGUCAGCGUCAUCUCGUUCAACGACACUCAGCACAUCGCCCCGGCCUAUAUCCGCAUCAGAAACACCGGUUCCACACCUCGUGUCUACUCUGUCGGCCACGUCGGCGCUGCUACUGUCUACACGCUCCCCGAAAACAGCACCAUUCCCCAGGAGAACAAACUCGGCGACUUUGUUGACCGUACCACCAUUGGUGCUUCGCUCAACUUCAGCUCCACCCGUAUUUCCAUCGCUGCCGGUAGCUCAACUGUCCUAAAAGUCACCCCUCACCUUCCUAAGGGCCUUUAUCCCCACCGCAUUCCAGUAUACAGUGGAUACAUUACUCUGAAUGGAACCAGCUCCGCAGACUCUUUCUCCGUUCCUUAUCUAGGCGUUGCCACCGAUAUGCGCAACGUGACUAUCCUCGACACAACACAAGGCAACUACAUCGUCGAUAGCGCCACCGAGGAACGCAUCGAAGAAAACCACCACUUUACCCUUCCUAACCCCAAGUCUUCUGACAAUGGCGACAGUGGAAACACCAGCUACCCCAUUUUCAAGACAAUCCUUUCCAUGGGUACGGAUCUGCUCCUCGUCGGCGUCAAGUCAGCCAACGGUAGCACUGUUCUCCCUGUUUCUGCGCCCCAGACGGCCCUUGCACGGACUGUCGAUGGUGUCAGUGGCCCAGCAAGCUCUUCCUUUACUGGUGAACUGGCGAAUGGUACUUAUGUUCCGGAGGGUGACUACGUCAUGGUUGUGCGUGCUCUGAAGAUCUUCGGUAAUCGUCAUGAUCCUAGAGAUUAUGAGACUGUGCGGACUGUUCCUUUUGGAAUUAAGUAUGCUCCUACUUCUAACUAG
Molecule: messenger RNA, 2643 nt
Organism: Penicillium angulare
Lineage: Eukaryota; Fungi; Ascomycota; Eurotiomycetes; Eurotiales; Aspergillaceae
Exons: 3
Coding region: 1-2643 (880 amino acids)
Biological process (GO): proteolysis
Cellular component (GO): membrane; cell wall; cytosol
Molecular function (GO): serine-type endopeptidase activity; tripeptidyl-peptidase activity
Source: RefSeq, a predicted model, not a curated record